CUAAUCGUUCCGUUCAGUAUGUUCUUGUCGUUCGGAAGGUUUGCGUCUUAAAUCGCGUUUGAGUCGCGCAGUUGUCGUUGUCGUCUUCGCCGCGGUCGGUUGGUUGGUGCAUUGUGCAAUUCGAAGCUCACUAGUAGAGUUACCAAAUCAAGUUUAAGAUACCUUAUCAGAGCAAAAAAAAAAUAAGAGAUUACAAAAUGUGGACGUCACCUUUACCCUGGACCUUAGUAGUAUUAUUUUCUAUAGAUUCUGUUCGAUCACUUGAUCUGCCCGAAUACCUGCACGUGUGCCACAAAGAAGACCCAAAGCUGACGGAGUGUAUGAAAGAAUCGAUCGAAACGUUACGACCGUACCUGGCCCGAGGUAUCCCGGAGCUGGACAUUCCCGCCAUUGAGCCAAUCAACCUGGGAGACCUCAUUGUGGCGGAAAGUGUACCCGGCCAGGGUAUCAGCAUCACAGCCAAGGACAUCAAAGCCUACGGUCCCUCGAACUAUCGACUAAAGAAGCUUAAUGUGGUCGAGUACGGCAAAGUGUACACCUUCGAGCUGGAACUUCCCCACCUGUAUGUUGAAGGUCGAUAUGUAGUGGACGGUAGAAUCCUGCUACUGCCAGUGAAAGGCGCUGGAAAAUUCAACGGAAACUUUACCCAAGGAUUUGGCAACGUGCGCAUCAAGGGAGACCGAAAGGUAAUCAACGGCAAGAACCACCUCUCGCUGGCCAAGCUGGACAUCAAGAUCAAGGUCGGUGACGGGAAAAUCAAGCUGGAAAACCUGUUCGGCGGCGAUCGAGUCCUAGGUGAAAUCAUCAACCAAACGAUCAACCAGAACUUUUCCCUGCUGAGCCACGAGUUGAUUCCGCUGAUCGAGAAGGCCCUCCAGAGGAUAUUCAAGCGGACGGGUAACAAAAUUCUGGAACGAUUCCCCGAGGAGGUGUUAUUCCCUUGACCGAAGAAAGCGGGGGACAAAGGCGAUCGAUCCAGCCGAUGGAAUUCGGAGCACAAACUUGUAGGAUAAGUUGAGGGAAACAAAAAAAAAACGAGACAAAUUCGAACGCAAAACUGACUGUAAAUUUUGUUAGGGAAAUCUGAUUCAAAACGCUAGGCUAAAACAUGAGCAAAACGGUGAUCAACUUGUGAACUAUUGCAUACUUUAUGGCGCCAGCCGGACGGGCGACCCGCGGCGGUGCAAAACGAGCUUUCGAGAGGUGUAAAUACUGUUGAAAUUAUGUCAAUUUUAUUUAAUAAAAAAAUGGAAAAC
Aedes albopictus (Asian tiger mosquito) is the source of this 1256-nucleotide messenger RNA. RefSeq names its product protein takeout (gene Jhbp3). NCBI's taxonomy places the organism in Eukaryota, Metazoa, Arthropoda, Insecta, Diptera, Culicidae. The transcript has 6 exons. The record is from RefSeq and is a predicted model, not a curated record. The coding region runs from base 198 to 944 and encodes 248 amino acids.